This is a messenger RNA of Meloidogyne enterolobii, 1237 nucleotides long. Lineage: Eukaryota; Metazoa; Nematoda; Chromadorea; Rhabditida; Meloidogynidae. The record is from the annotation of a GenBank genome assembly.
UUUGUGUUUUAGUGACGAAGUGUGCACUUUUUCUUUUUUGACGAAAUGUCCAGUUUGCAUGUGUCUUUUAUUUCAACUUUUUUUUCUUUUUCUAUUGUUAAUUUCGGAUUAUACUAUUUUUAAUUCUUGAUAUUAUGAGAAUUUCUAUUUUUUCUAAUUUUCAGUAUAAUCCAAAUAAAUUAAAAAAUUAUUUGAAAAAAUGACCCGUCGUGGUGUUGGCAAUCGUUGUAGUGAUGUUGUUCGUUAUGUUCUUUCCCAUUCUCCAACAGGCUCUAGUUGUGCUUGUCAACAACAAAAUUAUGUUUGUGAAGAUAUUGCUGUAUUUCUAGAUUUUGAGAAUUGUAUACCCAGUGAUCAGGAGCGACCUCUAUUUUUAGAGUUACAAUCAAUUCUUGAACAAUGUUUUGUUUGUAUUGAAUGUUUAUCUAGUUACGGUGCUGGGGCAACUGCUGAGCGUUCAAAAGCUCUCCAAGAAUAUGAGGAUUUAAAAGUUCAAGAACACGCUUUUAAAAUAAUUAAAGAACAUGUUCGUCGAAUUAGAUGUUAUUUUGAAUUAGCUCAACGAAUUGAACAGGUAAUCCCCAAUUUGUUAUGGGAAUUAUGUUCAGGCCCUCUACCUCCAGCAGAACACAUUGAAUCUGCCCAGGCUUUGUGCAAACAAUUUGCUCAUUUGAUUGAUUUUGUUUUUCAUUUUGACGCAAUUAAAAUGAAUACACCUUCCUUACAAAAUGAUUUUAGUUUUUACAAACGUGUUAUAACUCGUAGUGAACAAUCAGCACGAGAUUCUGAGGCAGAUUGCUCUUUAGAAUUGGCAGGUACAAUCAGCAUGUUUCUCGCUUCCCCAACCCCGAUGCUUCAUUCUUUGGCUAAAGCAACAACUGAAUUUGUUGAAAAUCAUCCAGAUUUGCCUACUUCAAAUACAACUGAAACUUUGGCUGUUGUUAUACAGAUUUUCCAUCACAAUUUACAAAACAAAGAAUUUUAUGAACGUUUUUCUGAUCACGAUCGAGAUUUAUUAAUGCGUGUUAUGGUUGGGGCUGUUGUUCUUUAUGACCAUAUUGAUUCGAAUGGGGCUUUUACUAGACAAUCACCAAUUGAUAUUCGGGGGGUUGUUGAUGUUAUUAAAUUACAUGGAAAUGAACAACAGAUAAAUCAAUUAAUGAAUGCUCUACGCUAUACUACAAAACAUUUGAAUGAUGCAGAUACCCCAAAAUCUAUUAAAGCCCAUUUUGUUUAA